CACGGGGAAGCCGCCCGCACCGUCUCCGUCAGGCCGAGCUGAACGAGCAGGCGCAUUAACUUCAGGCUGUCAAGCUACGCUCACCGAAAGAGCUGCGCAUGCGCUCCAACGGAGCUGUUCUGUGCGCCUUUCCGCUUCCGGGUCAGAGGGGGUCGCCAUGGCGGUGCUGGCUUCCAACCCCAACAACCCCGUGGUCUUCUUCGAUGUCACCAUCGGCGGGCAGGAGGUGGGCCGCAUGAAGGUGGAGCUUUUCGCCGACGUUGUGCCCAAGACGGCCGAGAACUUCAGGCAAUUUUGCACGGGGGAAUUCAGGAAAGAUGGUGUUCCCAUCGGUUACAAAGGCAGCACUUUUCACAGGGUUAUAAAGGACUUCAUGAUCCAAGGAGGCGAUUUUGUAAACGGAGAUGGCACUGGAGUGGCCAGCAUCUAUCGGGGACCAUUUGCCGACGAGAACUUCAAGCUGAAACACUCGGCGCCCGGCUUGCUCUCCAUGGCCAACAGUGGUCCUAGCACCAACGGCUGCCAGUUCUUCAUCACCUGCUCCAAGUGUGAUUGGCUGGAUGGGAAACACGUGGUUUUCGGUAAAAUAAUUGAUGGGCUUCUAGUCAUGAGGAAAAUUGAGAACGUGCCCACUGGGCCGAAUAACAAACCGAAACUCCCCGUGGUGAUUGCCCAGUGUGGAGAAAUGUAGGUCAAAACUGCAGCCAUGUUUUUUGCCCCUGGCGUGGAGGAUUGGUAGUCCAUGUGGCCUCUCAGCUGCAGGGAGCUGCUGAAAGGAGUCAAAUACGGAACCACGCAUGCAAGUUUCCUUAUUGUCUAGCUUGGCACAAAGUUCUUGCUCUCUAGAAGGCAGGAGACGGAAGCUACUGGGAGCCUCCUUCUCCACACCGAGUGGGUCAUCACUGAGGAGGCGGCCCAUGCCAGCCCUGCCCCUGAUUCUGCAUCAGCUUCAAAUCUGGAGAAAAUUUAGUACUGGGGACUAAUUGUUUGCCUCUUUCCUGA
Messenger RNA from Ahaetulla prasina, 1002 nucleotides. RefSeq names its product peptidylprolyl isomerase H (gene PPIH). Gene Ontology annotation, cellular component: intracellular membrane-bounded organelle. Gene Ontology annotation, biological process: protein peptidyl-prolyl isomerization; protein folding. NCBI's taxonomy places the organism in Eukaryota, Metazoa, Chordata, Lepidosauria, Squamata, Colubridae. Gene Ontology annotation, molecular function: peptidyl-prolyl cis-trans isomerase activity. Bases 158 to 691 code for a protein of 177 amino acids. The record is from RefSeq and is a predicted model, not a curated record. The transcript is spliced from 10 exons.